Messenger RNA from Cordyceps militaris CM01, 1785 nucleotides. RefSeq names its product extracelular serine carboxypeptidase, putative. Gene Ontology annotation, biological process: proteolysis. Bases 1 to 1785 code for a protein of 594 amino acids. The record is from RefSeq and is a predicted model, not a curated record. Gene Ontology annotation, molecular function: dipeptidyl-peptidase activity; serine-type exopeptidase activity. NCBI's taxonomy places the organism in Eukaryota, Fungi, Ascomycota, Sordariomycetes, Hypocreales, Cordycipitaceae. The transcript has 3 exons.
AUGCGACCCUCGCUGCCGUCUCUCCUCCCGGCCGCCGUCGUUUGCCUCGCCGGCACCGCCGCCGCCGCCUUUCACGCCGUGCCGGCCUACUACCUCGCGUCGACCAGCGACGAUGCCGCGCUGCGGCCGCCCGACGACGUGCGCCCGCACAUCAAAGCCUACAACCUGUCGGUGCCCGUCGACCACUUCCACAACGAGACCAAGUACGCGCCGCACUCGCACGACACGUUCCCGCUGCGGUACUGGCUCGACACGACGCACUACCGCCCCGGCGGGCCCGUCAUUGUGCUGCACUCGGGCGAGUUUGACAGCGCCGGCCGCCUUGCCUACCUCGACCACGGCAUCGUGCCCCUCCUCGCGGCCGCCACCGGCGGCCUCGGCCUCGUCCUUGAGCACCGCUACUACGGCACUAGCUGGCCCGUCCCCGACGCGUCCACGCACCACAUGCGCUUCCUCACCACCGCCCAGGCCCUCGCCGACACGGCCUACUUUGCGCGCCACGUGGCGUUUCCCGGCCUCGAGCACGUCAACUUGACGGCGCCGGCCGCGCCCUGGAUCAUCUAUGGCGGGUCAUACGCCGGCGGCUUGGCGGCCAUGGCCCGCAAGCUCUACCCGGACGUCUUCUGGGGCGGCAUCUCCUCGUCGGGCGUCACGGCAGCCGUGGACAGGUUCUGGGAGUAUCACGAGGCGUUUCGCCACUUUGCCCCGGACGGCUGCUCCGACGCCCAGCAGGCGCUGACGGACAUUGUCGAUGCCAUUCUCUUUGGCGGUGACCAGGACGAGGUCGACGACUUGAAGACCAUGUUUCACCUCGCCGGUCUGCAGGACGACGAGUUUGCGACGACGAUUACCGGCGCGCUCAGCGGCUUGCAGUCGACCAACUGGGCGACCGAGGACGACGAGGACGCCCUCAGCUUCUACUGCGCCGCCAUUACCUCGACCGCGCGCCUCUUCGCCAGCACCGCCCACCUCGCGGCCAAGGCCAGGCACUUUACCAAGCUCGGCGGCCACGGCCACAACCUCGAACAGCGCUCGGCACAGCUGCUCAAUUGGGCGGGCUACAUUCGCAACAUGGACAAAAAGGCCAAGAGGUCCAGCUGCAAAGGACUCUCGAACCCGGAAUGCUACUCUCAGCGACACUUUCCGGACGAGACGGCCAUUUCGAACGACAUGUACCGUCCCUGGCUGUGGCAGACAUGCACAGAAUGGGGCUACUUCCAAAACGGCGAGGAUGUCCCCAAGGACCGUCUUCCCCUGCUCUCGCGCGCCGUCACCGUCGCGUACUCGACCAGCAACUGCCGCCGCUUCUUCAACAUAACCACGCCGCCCGACGUCGACAUCAUCAACCAGCACGGCGGCUUCAACUUUAGCUACCCGCGCCUCGCCAUCAUUGACGGCAGGCAGGACCCCUGGCGCGCCGCCACCCCGCACGCCGACGGGCAGCCGGACCGCGUCUCCACCACCUCGGAGCCGUACCUCGUAAUCGACUGGGGCGUGCACCACUGGGACGAGUUUGGCGCCCGCCCCGGCCUGCACGAAAAGGGCCUGCCCCCGCCACAGGUCGUCGACAACCAGCGCCGGCAGGUGGAAUUCGUCAGGGCCUGGCUGAAGGAAUGGCGUGCGGACAAGGGGAGGGAAGCGCAAGAGGAGGAGGAGGACUCGGGAUGCUCGUUGCAGAUCCUUGCACAUUGCUUAUCAGCCCACGCAUCGAUAGAUGAGAAGCCCAAACACUGGACCGUGUUUUAUGUUGCGCCAGCGGGCGCUGCAGCGGAUGCAGUUAGCUAA